Impatiens glandulifera is the source of this 1260-nucleotide messenger RNA. RefSeq names its product stemmadenine O-acetyltransferase-like. The coding region runs from base 1 to 1260 and encodes 419 amino acids. The transcript has 2 exons. The record is from RefSeq and is a predicted model, not a curated record. Lineage: Eukaryota; Viridiplantae; Streptophyta; Magnoliopsida; Ericales; Balsaminaceae.
AUGGAAGUAGUGGUGAAGUCAAGUGUGGCUAUCAAGCCAUCCUCGCCAACUCCAUCCCACCUUCGCCGUCACUACCGCUCCUUCAUUGACCAAACCAAUCCCAAAACCUUCAUGCCCACCAUUUACUACUAUCCACCGCCACCGCCACCGCCGAAUGACAUGAACAGCGAUCCCACCGCCGCAAACGCCGGAAGAAUUGACCUUCUCAAGCGAUCCCUGGCGGAUACGUCAUCGCCGAAAAAAAACGCCCAACAACUCAAUCGAUUGUUGCCUUUCUCAAUGGAGAUCACCGGCGUCCAUGAAGACGAGAGGCUAUUGGGCGUUCAAGCCAAUAUCUUCAAGUGCGGUGGCUUGGCCUUGGGCGUUAGUUGGUCCCACAACAUCUGCGAUGCUUUUUGUCUUGUCAAUUUCAUAAACUCGUGGGCGAGUUUGGCACGCGGAAAAGAGAUAACACCUCCGACCACCAUUUCCGCUUCUAUAUUCCCACCCGUAGACAACCUACCAAUGUUCGGAAACAACUCCUCCUCCUCCUCCUCCGAUAUUAAUAAUAUUGAUGAAACCAACAAAAACAUAGCUAAUGAAGAAAACAACAAGAAUGAAGGCAAGAAGGUGGUUGUGACCACCAAGGUUUUCCGAUUCAGUGGCGCAUCCAUAUCUUCACUAAAAGACAAGUAUUCUGAGAAAGGCCGACCCGAACUGAUCCCGACCAGUGUGGAGGCACUAUCAACAUUCAUAUGGACCCGUUUCUACGAAAGCAAGAAAACCCAGAGUAGCAGAUACGUUAUAACUCAAACGGUGAAUCUCCGGAAGAAGGCCGACCCGGGUUUGAAGCUAGAUUCCUGCAUCGGGAACGUUUGUCAAUUUGUUGUGUUACAUCCGGACUUAGAGCUUGUGGAUGGGUCUUCGGGUUACGGCAUUGUGAGGAGGAUGAGGGCGGCGAUAAGGAAGUUCGACGGCGAGUACGUAAAGAAGCUCGAGAAAGGUGACGCGAGCUUGUUUUUUGAAGGGUUUAUGGAUUCGUUCAUAGAAGGAACUUCGAUGUUCAUGUUCAGCAGCAUGAAUAGGUUCCCAUAUUAUGAUGCGGACUUCGGGUGGGGAAGACCCAUUUGGGUUAGCUAUGGUCACUUUGAUUUCAGCAAUAUGGCAGCUAUCUUUCCAACUGAGUCUGGAGAUGGAUCCGUUGAGGUUUGGCUUACUAUGAAGGAAGAUGAUAUGAAGGACCUUCAACUCGAUCAACAAUUUCUCAACGUUAUCUCCUAA